This is a messenger RNA of Aspergillus thermomutatus, 1086 nucleotides long. RefSeq names its product BTB/POZ domain-containing protein. The transcript is spliced from 3 exons. NCBI's taxonomy places the organism in Eukaryota, Fungi, Ascomycota, Eurotiomycetes, Eurotiales, Aspergillaceae. Bases 1 to 1086 code for a protein of 361 amino acids. The record is from RefSeq and is a predicted model, not a curated record.
AUGGAGGAGGGAACUCACAUUAUCGACCCCGAAGGCGAAGUAAUCAUCGUCGUGCGUAAUCCCAAUGCACCUUUCGCGGUCUGGAAUGAUGAGAGUGCUCAAGCUGGAACUGCCGAUUCUCAAGAAUCAAACAACGUAGCCGAGACUGUGGCCCUUGUACUGAUGUCCGAUAGCGCCCAGAUUGAUGCUUCGAAUGACGAGUCAGCCACUGGGUCUGUCGAGGAGGACAGUAUACCUUCUAAACCUGAAGUCCGCAUUCAAGUGUCCGCGAAGCACUUGAUGCUGGCGUCUCCCGUGUUCAAGAAAGCCCUGUCCGGCAAGUGGAAGGAAGGUUCAACUUUUGUUCGAACCGGCUCAGUCGAGAUUGACACGGAGGGCUGGGAUGUUGAAGCUUUCUUGAUCCUCCUUCGAAUUCUCCAUUGCCAACAUCACAGAUUGCCGAAAAGGGUGAGCCUCGAGCUAGCUGUGAAGAUCGCUGUUCUCGCAGACUACUAUGAAUGCAAUGAUCUCGUGGGGUUCAUCCGUGAUGCGUGGAUUGACCAUCUAAGAGAAGAACUUCCAAAGACAUACUCGCGGAACUUGAUCUUGUGGUUAUGGAUCGCUUGGUACUUUAAAUUUCCCAUAAAGUUCAAGAGAGCGACCUCGAUUGCCAUGUCGCAGAGCAAGGAUGAGAUCGUUUCUCUGGACUUGCCGAUUCCAAUGCGUAUCAUUUACGAGAUGAACCAGAAAAGACAGCAGGCUAUAUGCAAGGUUAUCCUCGCACUUCAGCGAGAAUAUGAAGCCUUUAUGACAGGAUCCAAAGGUUGCAACUUCGAGUGUAGCUCCAUCAUGCUUGGUUCUCUCAUGAAGCAAAUGCUCUCAAAGGGUCUACUCGAGUCACAAGUCCAAUUUUAUUACAAGGGAUUCAAUGUCACAGGCUUGACCAAGUCUGUCCAGUCGUUUGUUGCCCCAAGGUGGAGGACUUCAGUCUACUGCUACAAUGGAGACUAUCCCGAUCACAACUGCCCCCAUAGUUCCUUUUCUCUAUUGAAUAGUUCAAGCGAUACAGUGGAAGGUCUCAAACUGAGACAAUUUCUUGUUGAUUGA